Messenger RNA from Tetrahymena thermophila SB210, 3990 nucleotides. Its product is annotated as cyclic nucleotide-binding domain protein. The transcript is spliced from 5 exons. The record is from RefSeq and is a predicted model, not a curated record. Lineage: Eukaryota; Ciliophora; Oligohymenophorea; Hymenostomatida; Tetrahymenidae.
AUGGAAUUAACAAAGGAAGACUCUAAACAACAAAUAACUUUAAGAAAAGAAAGCACAGAAUUAUAAAUUCAAUAGAGUUUGCUUAAUGGUGUGAGAAAAAAAAGUUUUGAUAAAGAAGUAAUGGAUGUAUCUUUAAUUGAUGAUAGUACAGUAAUUAUGGGAGGAUUGAAUAACUAUUUAAAUUCUAAUAAUAACAAUAAUUACAUCAAUAAUAAUAGAGAAUCGAUUGAGUCCUCCCAAGGUUAAAGCAUAAUUAUUACUAAUACAGCUUUCUAAAAUACUCAAUUAAACAAUAGUAAAUAGUUAUAAGGGUAAACUAACAAAUUGAAUGAAACAAGAACAUAUCAAAGUAAAUUAGCUUUAGAUGAUUUAAAUACUUAAAAAGCUUCUAACUCUCGGCGAGUAAAUCAAACAGGCCAUUGUAAGAAGACCUUAAACUUGGAUGAAGAUUAUAAAUUCUUAGAGAGAAAAUAAGAAUUUGUAUUUAGAAGCUCGCUUCAUGGAAAAUCAAAUUUUAUACCCUCAAUAAAGUAUGACCCAAAAAUAGUUUGGAAGAAAGGUUUUUUUUAAAUUAUUAGAUAUGUAAAUAGAUUUAUAUAUACAAUGAAGAAAACACUAAUAUUUAGAAAACCCUAUCUAUUGAAAGAACAUCAAAUUAAUGCUAUAGCUGAUAAGGGCGCAAAGUAAUUUACUGAAGGGUUUGGAUAAAAGAAUAAAAAAUUUGCAAAAGUGGUGAGAAGCAAUAUAAAAAUUUUGAGAAAAAUAAGAAUUAUGAGUUUAAUGAUGAAAAAGAGUUUAAAAUUUAUAAUAAAUCCUUAUACUUAAUUUAGAAAUAAAUGCUUUAGAUAUCUUGAACAUAUUUCCAAGAAAAUACCAGUAAUUAUGCCUUACUCAAAAAUAUCUAACUUUACAGACUUCAUGCAUGGGCUUUUAAUCUUAUUCUUUUUGGUUACCGUUCCUUUUGAAUUGUCAUUUGAUUAUAAGAUACCUUCUAUGAUAAAGGAAAUGUAGUUAUCUAAAAAAAAAAGAUUUUUAAGAGAGUAGUUUCACAUGCAAGAAAAAACUUAAAUUUUUAUUUAGCUUGUUAUUCUAUUUUUCUAAACUUUCUUGAUGUGUCAUUUUUUUGCUUGCACAUUCUUUUUUAUUGCAAGACUUGAAUAAGAAAAUAGCAUGAAUAAUUGGGUAGAUCACUACUCAGCUAUAUAAGACAAUCCUGUUUCAGACGGAAUGCUUUCAAGGUAUAUAGUUAGUCUUUACUUUUCAGUUAUAUUAAUUGGAACUAUUGGCUUUGGCGAUUUUGUCCCAUAAACAGAGAUCGAGAUGGUAUGCGUUUUGUUUUUUGGAUUCAUUGCAAGUGGAUAUUUUGGAUUUGUCCUGAGCUAAAUUGGAGGAAUACUUAGGGAGGCAAAUAAAAAGCAAGAAAAAUUCAAAAUAAGGCUAAAAGAGCUUAAUAGAUACCUAAAUCAUAUGGAUGUUUCUUAAAGUUUGUAGAUAUAGGCUAGAAAAUAUUUAGAAUAUGUGAACAAGGAAGGGAGUAUUUAUUCAAAUUAGCUGCAAAGCCUGAAUUAACUAUCUAAAUACUUAAGGGAGGGAAUAUUCAAAGAAAUUUAUGUUAAGUCACUAAUGAGUAUACCAUACUUAAAGUAAAAUUUCUCAACAGCUUUUAUUUAAAAAUUAUCCCUUUCAAUGAAAGAGACAAGUUUUGGGCCUGAUGAGUUAAUUUUAAAAAGAGGAGUGAUAGAGGAAGAAUGCUUAUUUAUAGUGGCUAGUGGAGAAGUGGAAAUUUUUAUGGAUACUAGUUAAGAUAUUAAUAAAUUGACACAUAGUUGCAUAAAACCCUUCAAAAAAUUAAAAAAAGGAGAUCAUUUUGGAGCAACUGAGUUUUUCGCAAAUAAAAAAUAUUCUCUUUACAACGUAAGAAGCUUAGGCGUUUCAAGAAUUUAAUACCUUCAGUUAAGAGAGUUUAGGCAUACUAUAGAUGAAUUUCCUUAUGACAAAGAAGUUUUCAGCUACAUCAAAGAUAACUUCGUAUUUAAUUCUAACUAUUACAUGCUGCAUCAAAAUUGUAUCAGUUGUUCUAGUUCAGCUCAUUUAGUAUAAAAUUGUCCUAUUUUAUUUUACUCACCUCACUAAAUAAGGGUUAUCAAAAUAUAUAACAAAAACAAUGAGAUUAUUCGUUCUUAAUUCAAAAGAAAGCUUAAGAGAGUAAAACAUUAAACUUUAUCAGAGAGUAAUAAAGUUGAAAAUGAAGUAGAAAAAUUUAUUGUAGAAAAUAAUCGAUACUUAGAUGCUAGUACUUAUUUAGAUAUAACAAAUGACUCUGAUUCGUAUUUAAAUGAGGACGAUGAUGAUGAUGAGGAAGGAGAAGGAAAUUUACCAGGGUAGAAUAAACCAUUUUUAGAAAUUACUUAAGAUAAAGAGGAAACAAAUUUGUAAAUGGUAUAAGGAGAAAAUAUUAGUCACCAAUUUUAAUUAAAAAAUACUACUCUAAAAGCUCUUAAAAAGGUAUCUAAUUUUAGCUCCAAAGAAAAAUAACUGCAAAAUAUAUCGGAAAAUGUUCAUGAAGAAGAAAUGUAAAUAGAUAGCCAAAUGAUACAUGAAAAUUAAAAGAAAUCUGAAUAGUUUAAAUAUAAGUAUAAUAUAUAAAACCCUAUUACAAGUUAAGAAAAAAUAGAUUAAUCAUAAUUAUCCCAUGAGAAUAAGAUAAAAACUCCUAAAACAGUAGCUUUUGCAGAUGAUUAAGUAAAAUUAAAUUAUGAUGUUUCACCAAAAUCAGAUUUAGAUCUAGAGUAAUAGAAAGAAUAUAAUGAGGAGAAAAAAGCAUCCAGCACCUCAAUAAAAACGAUAUCUAUAAAUAAUAUAGUAUGCAAUAAGCACUAACAGCACUUUGCUGAAGAAGAUUAUUUAUCAAAUAAUUCUUCAAACCAAUAAUUAAAUCCGAACAUACUGAUGAUCAGUGAAUUUAAGCAAAAAUUUAAUGAAUCUACUCUAUAGGAUUUAGAUAAUGCAAAGAAAUAAGGAUAGGAAAAUUCUGAAGCUGCCUCAAGUUCCAAUAUCAGAAAAUAAUCUUAAAGUAACUCGAAAAAUAAUUCCUAAUCUAUAGUUGGAAAUUUUACUUCGUAGAAUUCAUUUAAAACUCCUAUCGAUUUAAAUCCGAUUACUUUGAAUGAAAAAUAAGAAAAAUCUGUUAAGUCUGCUGAAUUAGAUUUCCAAAAUGUAGUGAAAAUUUAAAAAAAAUUAUUGCUAAGAAAAAAUAAAACUGAUUAGCAAAAAUCAAAAGAUGAUAAACUUAAAAAGUAGGGUAAAACCGUUGAUUUAAAGUUAUCACCAAGAUAAUCAAUAAGUAACUUAAUUUAGGCACUAAUUUAAAAUAAGUAACCUAAUAUAGAUCUACUUUAAAAAUAAGAUUAAUGCAGUUCAGAUAUCUUAAAGAAUAGUAUUUAAAUGAUACAAGAGUAAAGAAAAUUAAAUAAUAAUUUUUAGUAAUUUAAUUAAAUGAUACAAAAAGCUUAAUAGCCUCUUCAAUAAAUUCAAACAAAUAAUUUAAAUUUUCCUAGCUUGAUGCAUUUAGAUUUACCAACGACACCAAAUACUAAUGUAAAAAGCGUAUCUCAAGUCAAUUUAAAGAAUCUUGAUGAUUAAGAUAUAAUUAAGAUGAAUAAACUAAUUUAUGAGUUAAAUAAAGUAUAGUUAAAUGGAUUUGAUACAUGUUUAGACUCAACAUGCUUUUUUGAUAAACAUCCUUUCGAUGCUAUGAAAACCUAUAAGGUGUACUUUCCAAAUUACAAUUAUAAGUUAGUCGUCUUGUAAUCUAACAAAAUUAUGAGAAACUUAGAUCGCAAUAGGCUUAUGAAAAAAACGAUGGCUGACCGCAAAAAGACAUUCCAUGAACAUAAAAAAAAAACCAAUGUUUCAGAGAAGAAUAAAACGAAAAUUUUAGCUAGUCCAGCUAAAAAUAACAGCCCAAGUUCAUCUGAGUAUCAGUCAUGA